Messenger RNA from Protopterus annectens (West African lungfish), 1336 nucleotides. It is a transcript of the gene SRSF3, whose product is annotated as serine and arginine rich splicing factor 3. Gene Ontology annotation, cellular component: nuclear speck. The transcript is spliced from 6 exons. The record is from RefSeq and is a predicted model, not a curated record. Gene Ontology annotation, molecular function: RNA binding. Lineage: Eukaryota; Metazoa; Chordata; Ceratodontiformes; Protopteridae. Gene Ontology annotation, biological process: mRNA splicing, via spliceosome. The coding region runs from base 159 to 659 and encodes 166 amino acids.
UGUUCCUGUCUGUUCAAUCCGCCAUUUCGAGGUUUCACCAAUAUUAGUGUCAACGUUUAGUAAGGCAGGGACCGUCGGGAUAGCUACUGCAUUGUAUGCGAACACCGAGUAAAAUAGCAGCGGUUAAUUGUACUAUCUGAAUCUCGUCAUAGUCCGUCAUGCAUCGUGAUUCUUGUCCAUUGGACUGCAAGGUCUAUGUGGGUAAUCUUGGAAACAAUGGGAAUAAAACGGAUCUGGAAAGAGCAUUUGGGUAUUAUGGACCCCUUCGCAGUGUAUGGGUCGCAAGAAAUCCUCCUGGUUUUGCAUUUGUAGAGUUUGAAGAUCCUCGUGAUGCAGCUGAUGCAGUCAGAGAACUAGAUGGAAGAACGUUGUGUGGCUGUCGUGUCAGAGUGGAGUUAUCCAAUGGUGAGAAACGUAGUCGCAACCGUGGCCCACCCAUGUCAUGGGGUGGUAGCAGACGUCCUAGAGACGAUUAUCGUAGGAGAAGUCCCCCUCCUCGUCGCAGAUCUCCACGCAGGCGAAGCUUUUCUCGUAGUAGGAGCAGGUCUGUUUCCAGAGACAGGAGAAGGGAUAGGUCUGCAUCUAGAGAGAGAAACCACAAACCAUCUCGUUCAUUCUCCAGGUCACGCAGUCGCUCAAGAUCGAAUGACAGAAAAUAAGCAAAAUACAUGGACUUUGAAGAAGAUGUAUGUACAGAUGGUCAAUAUUGGAACUUUUUUUUUUUUUUUGAGCUCAAGUUUGGUCACUUUUUUAAGAUGUUUUAGCUGUUAAUUUUUUUGUGUAUUGUACUUCGUAACCAAGUCACAAAAGUGAGAUUUAAAACUGAACGCUGUAACCUGGGAUCCAGUUUUUGGAUGUGUAACUUAGGAGUAUGGAUGCUUUACUUUUCGAAACUGCUGUUGUGCGUGCAUCAUUUGCCUUUGAACGCUGCAUACAAGCUGUAAUAUAAAUAAAGCUAUGCCAAGUAGUUUUCACUUUACAUCUGCACUUAACGGCUUGAAAUAAAAGCAGUGCAAGAUGAAUUUUACUGCUCGUUCAACCCCCCCCCCCCCCCCCCAAGUUUUUCUGGAAGAGAGAUCAUUUUCUCAAAUUUUAAAAUAAACUCUGCUUAUUUUCACGUUUUUUUGUUUUAACAUUAGUGCCUGCUUUAACUGGGCUUAUCAAAUAAUUCAGUUGGUUGUAUACUUGUCUGUGCUGUAAAAGCUUAUUUGAUGCACACCUUCACUGUCUUUUAAGAUUAUGUUUAUCUCGCAUGAUUCCAAGGUUCUCAACAUUGUAAAUUUCCCAGAUGUCAUUUUGUAAAGAUUUUGUGAUUGAAUUAAAACUUUUGGUUACA